AUAACCAUGUAAUUAUAAUAAAUAAAUAUCCCCUCCACAGUGUUGAGUUUUCCCUCGCUGGUACCAAACUCACCAAGAACGACAAUGGAGAAGAAGAAAGGCAUGAAGAACAUCUUCAAGAAGCUUCACAUAGGCACCAAUCACGAUCCAAAUCGAUCAUCAAACGAACCACCACAAUCAUCAACUACCGCAUCAUCAUCAUCUUACGCCACCGCCGACCACCGUACACCGUCAACCGCCACCGGUCAACCCUCCCUUCAGUCGCCGUCUGCUGCCGCAAGUCCUCCGCAGGCGUCUCCUACCGUCAGUGUUACUACUCGUCAACCGCAGGAUUAUUAUUCCUCCGAAGAGGAGUAUCAGGUCCAGCUAGCCCUAGCUUUGAGCGUGUCGAAUUCGGAGUCCAGAGGUGAUUAUUCGGAUAGUGAUCAGAUCCGUGCGGCGAAGUUGUUGAGUUUAGGGCAGCAUAAUAGUGGUGGUCAUGUGGUUGAUAGAGGUGAUGGUGCUGCUGAUAAGUUGUCUCGGCAGUAUUGGGAUUACGGCCUCCUUGAUUAUGAGGAGAAAGUAGUGGAUGGUUUCUAUGAUGUAUAUGGGCAUUCAACAGAAACAGGGAAAAUGCCAUCAUUGUUGGAUCUUGAAACAGACGCUGGUAGUUCAGGUUUCGAAGUAAUCGUAGUUAACAAAACAGUUGAUCCGGCCUUAGAAGAGCUGUUGCAGGUAGCUCACUGUAUUGCAUUAGACUGCCCUCCUGCUGAGGUAAAUCUUUUAGUGCAGAGGCUUGCUGAACUUGUGACAGAACACAUGGGUGGGCCAGUGCGAGAUGCUAAUAUCAUUUUGGCAAGAUGGAUUGAAAGAAGCACAGAGUUGAGGACGUCUCUUCAUACCAGUAUAUACCCUAUUGGAUCCUUAAGAGUUGGCUUGUCACGUCAUCGCGCUUUGCUUUUUAAGGUACUGGCUGAAAGUGUUGGAAUAACCUGUAGGCUUGUCAAGGGUAGUCACUAUACUGGUGUUGAGGAUGACGCAGUCAACAUUAUCAAGUUGGAUAAUGAAAGGGAAUUUCUGGUUGAUCUGAUGGCAGCCCCUGGAACACUUAUACCUGCAGAUAUAUUCAGUGCCUCUAAGGAUUCUUCCUUGAAAUCAUACAUGCCAAAAUCCAACAAACUUCCAGAUUUUGGGCUUACUUCAAACCAUUUUAAAAAUGGUCAAAACAUUGAGAUGCAAAAUGGUGCUGUUGAAGAACCUUUGAUAUCAUUGACAAGCACUAGCGACACCGUUGUUGGUGCGUCUCCAGCAGCAGGGAAAAGAGUGUCGCCUUCUAGUCAGUUGGAUCAUAUUCCCUCAUCAGCAAUUGGCAGUUCUCUGUAUAAAGGCGGCCGUGGGCCGAAUGCAGUUGGUGGUGGCUUAAGAAUGAAUGUUAAUAUCGUCCCAUAUAAUAAUAAUACUCAGAGCAGUGUGGAGGAUAAUAAAAACCUUUUCACAGAGCUUAAUCCGUUCCAGAUUAAAGGUUCCGGGAAGGCUUCGAUGCAGAAUAAUUCUGCUGAAAAUAAAAACGAGAGGACAAAAAACAAUCAAGUCUCUGGUCGACCUCCUGUACCAUUAAUGUGGAAGAACCGUCAUGCUAUUAACGAAGCACCAAGGAAAAAGGAGCAUGAAGAAUACAAACGUGUAACUAAUGAUUUUACCAUGCCGGCCUCCACCAGUGAAAAUAAUGAGAGUGUUUCUUCAAAUGCAUCUGAGUCUGAAGCUGCAUGGGCUGAGUGGAAAAACUAUAGAUUGUCUUUAGAGGUGGUAGGUAAUAAUAGCAAUGCGUUCCCCAGGAAUAAGAGGUUGGACCAGGAGAAAGUGCAUGUGAUCAGCGGGCAAGACGUUAAAAAGACCUCGGAAUAUCUAAACAACCAAACGUUGGCAAUACCUGAAAGCUCAACCUCAUCGGUUCCACCUCAGAUUGAUCCUGUUAUAGAUGAUGUUGGAGACUGUGAAAUUCCAUGGGAAGAUCUGGUUAUUGGUGAAAGAAUUGGACUAGGCUCAUAUGGUGAGGUUUAUCAUGCUGAUUGGAAUGGCACUGAAGUGGCAGUGAAGAAGUUCCUUGAUCAGGAUUUUUCAGGUGCGGCUUUAGCGGAGUUCAGGAGAGAAGUCCGCAUUAUGCAGAGGUUACGCCAUCCGAAUGUUGUGCUUUUUAUGGGCGCUGUUACUCGCCCUCCAAAUCUUUCAAUUAUCACUGAGUUUUUGCCCAGAGGAAGCUUAUACCGGAUCAUUCAUCGCCCACAGUGCCAAAUUGAUGAAAAGCGUAGAAUCAAAAUGGCUCUUGAUGUGGCAAAAGGGAUGAAUUGCUUGCAUACAAGCGUUCCAACUAUAGUUCACCGUGACUUGAAAUCACCAAAUUUGUUGGUUGAUGAGGAUUGGAAUGUCAAGGUAUGCGAUUUCGGGUUGUCACGCUUGAAGCAUAACACAUUUUUAUCAUCCAAGUCAACAGCGGGAACGCCUGAGUGGAUGGCACCUGAAGUUCUACGGAAUGAAAAUUCAAAUGAAAAGUGUGAUGUGUAUAGCUUUGGCGUUAUACUGUGGGAACUUGCAACCCUAAGACUGCCUUGGAGCGGAAUGAACCCAAUGCAGGUUGUGGGUGCUGUUGGCUUCCAAAAUCGCCGCUUGGACAUCCCCAAGGAUGUCGACCCAUUGGUCGGAAGAAUAAUCUGGGAGUGCUGGCAAACGGACCCGAAUUUAAGGCCUUCUUUUGCGCAACUAACAGUAGCUCUGAAGCCAUUGCAGCGGCUGGCGGCUUCUUCACAAAUUGAUCAGCCAGGAAAUAUUUAAGUCAGUUGUUCAACCAUCUCCCAUGUUUAUAAAAUGAGUAUAUAAUAGGAAAAAAGGGAGUGAAACAAUAAUUUGUAUACAUAUAUAUUUUUUGGGUGUUAUGUAAAUACGGUUUGUGAUUACCAUAUCGUGUUGUGUUCUCCAUGCUUUGUAAUUUUUUAUGUCCGAGGGUGAUCGUUAACUUUUGAAGUCGUAUCUUUUCUAUUUUAAAUAAGAACUGUUAAAUCC
Messenger RNA from Helianthus annuus (common sunflower), 3036 nucleotides. RefSeq names its product serine/threonine-protein kinase EDR1. The transcript is spliced from 13 exons. The record is from RefSeq and is a predicted model, not a curated record. Gene Ontology annotation, biological process: protein phosphorylation. NCBI's taxonomy places the organism in Eukaryota, Viridiplantae, Streptophyta, Magnoliopsida, Asterales, Asteraceae. Bases 85 to 2808 code for a protein of 907 amino acids. Gene Ontology annotation, molecular function: ATP binding; protein kinase activity.